Messenger RNA from Scophthalmus maximus (turbot), 4157 nucleotides. RefSeq names its product testis associated actin remodelling kinase 1b (gene tesk1b). Gene Ontology annotation, biological process: actin cytoskeleton organization; positive regulation of stress fiber assembly; protein phosphorylation. NCBI's taxonomy places the organism in Eukaryota, Metazoa, Chordata, Actinopteri, Pleuronectiformes, Scophthalmidae. Gene Ontology annotation, molecular function: protein serine/threonine kinase activity; ATP binding. The record is from RefSeq and is a predicted model, not a curated record. The transcript is spliced from 16 exons. Gene Ontology annotation, cellular component: cytoplasm; nucleus. Bases 1188 to 3236 code for a protein of 682 amino acids.
GAGCCGGAACAGCGCGAAGAGGGCGCCCAGCGCCGCCUUGAGCAGCCACGUCUGGGCCCGUUCCAGGCGGGUCGAGGCCAUGAUUCCACCGCCGUCCUGAGUGUCUCCGCCGCGGCCGCUCCCGGAGCACCGCGUACGCCGUUGCAUAUUGGCAGGCUCCAGGGUUAACGGAGCAGGAAUGCCAGAUUACCAACCGGGCAGCCCAGUCGACAACACUCCUCAAAAGGUUCCACUGCAUUUGAGUUUUGGGGGGGCCCCUCCGUCCAAUUGUGCUGGAUUGUUGAAGGGAUCCUGGGCAUAUUGAGGCCUGCCAUGUCAAGUCAUCAUCAUCAUCAUCUUUUACAUCGUCCAAAGUCAGAUUUGAAAAGAAUAACUGGAUGAUAAGUGGAAGGCUGUGUAAAGGUCUGCAGGCACUGAUAGGUUGGCUGUAGUGGAUGCAUGCUGUAGUAGCCCCCCAUCGUGACGGGGAGGGGGUUUGGACACCGUGCAGGCGGCGCGCAAAGAUGAUGAAUUGGUGAAAUAAAGAAGCCCGUCGGUAACCGGACGCCCGCAGCAGCUGAUCCCGGUCCGGGGGGGGGGGGGGGGGGGGGGGGGGCUCGUCACGCCGGCACAUGUGCAGGUUGUGAUUCUGCAGGAGGCGAAGCGUCAAUAGGCUGCGGCGCCAGUGAGGCAGCUCCGUGCGCACUGGAAAGCCCAGAAUUCAAUUGGUGGAACCAGGAGGGGAGCCCCGGCCUUCUCCCAGCGCAGGAGGAGCAGCAGAGUCCGAGGCAAACCGAGAGAGGACGAGCGGAAGAGAGCUGCCAAGGCGGCGGCGGCAGAGUGCGCAGUUCAGAGAGGAAGCGGCGCCGCGCGGCAUGAGGGACUUCACCCAAACUGCGCACUGACUCCGCAGCAGCGCGCACCGCUGCGGCUGCGUAGUCCGACACCGAGCCGCUCCGAGCCUGUUCCGGGACACACUGCGGGGAUUUGACAGCCCUUGCCCGGGUCGGUGCUGCCACAGCUGCGGCGCUCAGCGCCCCCCCCCCCCCGAGGGGAGACCUCGCGCCGUGGCCUUGCCGGCGGACAUGGGAAAUGUAAACAGCGGUCGGACUGGAUUUUAAACUACGCACACAUCCCACGUCCUGCUCCCCCCCCCCCCCCCCCCUCCUCCUCCUCCUCCUCCUCCUCCUCCUCCCGGGCCGCCCGAGAUGGAGUUGGAGACGGGGGUCGAGCCGAAGCCGGAGGGAGCCGCGGAGCCGCCCAUGCACAGCGUCCACGGGGGCAACCGGAUCCGGCCGUCGUCCUACCGGGCGCUGCGCAGCGCCGUGUCCAGCCUGGCCCGCCUCGACGACUUCAGCUGCGAGAAGAUCGGCGCCGGGUUCUUCUCCGAGGUGUUCAAGGUGCAACAUCGUGUGUCCGGCCAGGUGAUGGCCCUGAAGAUGAACAUCCUGGCCAGCAACAGAGCCAACAUGCUCAGGGAGGUGCAGCUCAUGAACCGACUGUCCCACCCCAACAUACUCAGGUUUAUCGGAGUGUGCGUCCACGAGGGGCAGCUCCACGCUCUCACAGAGUACAUCAACGGUGGGAACCUGGAGCAGCUGUUGGGCAGCGACGUGUACCUGUCCUGGAGCGUGCGGCUCCGCCUGGCUCUGGACAUCGCCCGCGGGCUGCAGUAUCUGCACAGCAAGGGCAUCUUCCACAGGGACCUCACCUCCAAGAACUGCCUGGUGCGCUGGGAGGGCAGCGUGUGCUCGGCCGUGGUGGGAGACUUUGGCCUGGCGGAGAAAAUCCCAGAUUACAGUGAGGAUGAAGACCAGGAGCCCCUGGCGGUCGUCGGCUCCCCCUACUGGAUGGCCCCGGAGGUGCUCCAUGGGGAAGUGUACAAUGAAAAGGUGGACGUGUUUGCGUACGGGAUCAUCCUGUGUGAGGUCAUCGCAAGGAUACAGGCCGACCCUGACUUCCUGCCACGCACUGAGGACUUUGGUCUGGAUGUGGAGGCCUUCCAGCAGAUGGUGGGCGACUGUCCGUCAGACUUCCUCGAACUGGCCGUUUCCUGCUGUAAUAUGAAAGCAAAGGUCCGUCCGUCCUUUUCCCAAAUCGUGGCAGAGCUGGAGAGGAGACAGGCCGAGAGGAAGCUGAGGGACGAGCUGACGGCGAAGCCCGUCUCUCCAGCGAUUGGCCCCCUGCGAAGGCGUUCCCUCUUCCUGUUGUCAGAUCCCCGCCUGUCGCGCAGCAAAUCCGACAUGCUUCACCCCCCGGACACGCCCCCCUCCGUAAACCUGGCGACUCCCGCCCGCAUCAACCCCUUCUCGCAAAGGGAGGACCUCAAAGGCGGCAAGAUCAAGCUGUACGACACUCCCAGCAAGUCGGUCAUCUCGCUGACCUUCGCGCUGCCGCCGCCGCCCGACUGCGACGAGCCCUCCGAGUCCGAAGCCGACGGCGUCGACUGGCCCCGGAGGCACCGGCGCUGCCACUCGCUGCCCUGCACGCCGCCGCCUCACCUCACAAUGGCGCCGAACACCGUCCUCACCGAGGAGGAGACGUCGCCGCCUGAGGGGAAAGGCGGGGAGAGCGUGGAGAGCGGACUGCUGGGAGAAGGGAAGGAGACGAGCGGGACUCACCAGGCGGGUGACUCGGGUCUCCCUCUGUCCCUCGAGCGCCUGUCGCUGGACCAAGAGGAGGGGGAGGAGCCCAUGGACUGCGCCAGCUCCCCGGACACGCAGGACAGCGCCUCAUCUCCGUACUCCGACCCCUCCCCUCCUCCCUCGCACUACUCCACUCCCCUCCAGCCCUCCACCCCGCCCUUCUCCAACGGCUGGGGGUCGGCCAUCUCAAACGGGCCUCCGUGCCUGCCGCCCCUCUCCCACUUGGACAACAACAAUGUGGCCGUAAGUCACCCGCUGGGAUGGAGCACCCCGACCGCAACUGCCGCCACCGCGACCAACAACAACGGCUACCACUCCCCGCCCGGCGGCCCCGCCGCCGCCGGCUUGUCCCCGUUCGGCUCCGGCAGCGGCUCUCCGGACCAGGAGGAGGUGGUCUCCUGUCCCGGCUGCUGCCUCGCCGGCCUGCGCUUCCCCUCCAUCUGCCUCCGAGCGCCGCCGCGCAGGAACCCCUACAAGAACCUGAACGGGGACCACGCGGCCUCCCAAGGGCUGCUCAGUCCGGGACCAAAGGGCCUGCCGCCUUCGCCCACCCCCACGACCACCACCACCAGCCUGGAGCCGGCGCUCACCCUGCCGGGGGCGCAGACAUAAGUCGUCGCCCCCCCCCCCCCCCCCCCCCCCAACUUCUCGACACCAAAGACACGUGGUGGGAGACUCUGCACCUCCCUGGAAAUGAAGUGGGUCCUCUCCAAAUUUUGCACAGAUUUCAACAAAGCAAUACUCUGCUCAUUUUCGAGACACCCAUUUUUUUUUGGUGCAGAGACGUCUUGGUGAGCGUCCAGAUUGCGUUUCCUAAAACACACCCCGGACCCUGGAACUGGCCGUGAGCGCUCUGGGACUUUGCUGGUGACUCUUCUGUUUUUGCCUGUUUGUUUGGUUUGGUUCUUGUGUGUGUGUCGCCCUCUGCUGGGCUGAGGGCGUCAGCUGUGCCUGCGUAUAUCCUGUAUCUGACUGACGGACCAUCGGCGGCGUCCGGAGCCGAUCAGCAUGUGAACACUCCAGCUCGGGGGCCCGGUCCAUUUAGAUCCUGUAUAUUUUUUUUGGCGGAUGUAAAAGAUUGUUAUAACUGAUAAUAUUUCUGAAGAUGAUGUUGACGCUGAAAUGAGGAAUGUUAAGCUUAGUAUUAUUAUUAUUAUUAUUAUUACUGUUGCAAUGAUUUUCGAUGUUUGGUGCUGUUGCUGAAUGAACAGGCAGUUUUUGCUUUUGUGUCUUUAAUUAUCAAGAGUAUAGUGCACUGCCGAGGUGUGUGUGUGUGUGUGUGCAUGUGCGUGCGCGUGUGUGAGAAAGAGUGAGCUGUGCACUUAUUCUUAUGACUCCUUCUGUUGCUGUAUGAUCCGUCGGCCCCUCUGGUUGGUUGCCUGGUUAAAAGCACUUAAACUGUAUUACUGUUGUCGAUGAGGAAGCUGUUGAUGAUGUCAUUAUUACUUUUGGGAAUGAACGGUCGAAGAUCUGCUUUACGAGAUGUACAGAUUAUUAUUUAAAAUAUGGCAUUGAAUAAAAAGAUAGAAUGUA